Messenger RNA from Oncorhynchus kisutch (coho salmon), 2571 nucleotides. Its product is annotated as adenylosuccinate synthetase isozyme 1 A. Bases 263 to 1678 code for a protein of 471 amino acids. The record is from RefSeq and is a predicted model, not a curated record. Gene Ontology annotation, molecular function: adenylosuccinate synthase activity; GTP binding. NCBI's taxonomy places the organism in Eukaryota, Metazoa, Chordata, Actinopteri, Salmoniformes, Salmonidae. Gene Ontology annotation, biological process: 'de novo' AMP biosynthetic process; IMP metabolic process. The transcript is spliced from 14 exons. Gene Ontology annotation, cellular component: cytoplasm.
GAGAAUAGCACUCGGUCUACACUAUAUGAAUUCUCAUUGGCUCUCGCUUUCGUGGUAGUCUUGACCAACCGAUAAGGGUCUGACGGUAAAUAUAGACACGAGAUCAUGUGCAGUCUAGACUACGGUUGGUGUACCCCCUCUAAAUCAGGCGGCAAACCCGUUUUUGGUUAGACCGAAUUCUUCUUGAGCACUGAGGGGACAUUUUUCUCAUCACAUACGAGUUGUCAUUUUACUGCGAGCAGUGCGCUGGCGUAGGAUAAAUAUGUCUCACAAAAGUUGUUAUACAAACCCUGGCACAGGGGGGAAGCGACCUCGAAACGACAAGGGGAACAAGGUGACAGUUGUACUUGGUGCACAAUGGGGCGAUGAAGGGAAGGGGAAAGUGGUGGAUUUGUUGGCGACAGAGUCGGACAUCAUUUGCAGAUGCCAGGGCGGUAACAACGCAGGUCACACGGUGGUCGUGGAUGGGAAGGAAUAUGACUUCCACCUCCUCCCCAGUGGGAUCAUCAACUCCAAAGCUGUUUCUGUGAUCGGAAGAUGUAGGCCUACUGUCAAAUCAUUCAGUUCCAGUCCAAAGUUUGGACACACCUACUCAAGGGGCAAUGGUGUGGUCAUUCAUCUGCCAGGCUUGUUAGAAGAAGCGGAAAAAAAUGAAAAGAAAGGCCUUAAAGACUGGGAGAAGAGACUGAUCAUCUCAGACAGGGCCCACAUUGUGUUUGACUUCCACCAGGCAGUCGACGGGCUCCAGGAGGUACAGAGACAAGCACAGGACGGGAUAAAUAUUGGAACCACAAAGAAAGGCAUCGGACCGACCUACUCUAGCAAAGCGUCACGUACGGGGCUGCGUAUCUGUGACCUCCUAGAUGAUUUCAAAGACUUUUCUACGAGGUUCAAGAACCUUGCUCAGCAGUACCAGGCCAUGUUCCCCACACUGGUGGUAGAUGUUGACGGUCAGCUGAACAAAUUAAAGGAGUAUGCUGAGCGGAUAAGACCCAUGGUGCGAGACGGUGUCUAUUUCAUGUACGACGCUAUUAAUGGACCCCCUAAGAAGAUUCUGGUGGAGGGAGCGAACGCUGCCCUGCUUGACAUUGACUUUGGUACAUACCCAUUUGUGACAUCAUCAAACUGCACCGUGGGUGGUGUGUGUACAGGACUGGGCAUCCCCCCUCUGAACAUUGGUGAUGUGUACGGGGUUGUGAAGGCCUACACCACUAGGGUGGGCAUCGGGGCGUUCCCAACAGAACAACUCAAUGAGGUUGGGGAGCUGCUACAGACGCGGGGCCAUGAGGUGGGCGUGACCACAGGGAGGAAACGACGCUGUGGUUGGCUGGAUCUGGUCAUCCUGCGUUACGCCAAUAUGAUAAACGGCUUCACGGCGUUUGCAUUAACCAAACUUGAUAUCCUUGAUGUGAUGGAUGAAAUCAAAGUGGGAGUGUCUUAUAAACUCAAGGGCAAAAAGAUUCCCUAUUUCCCAGCUAACAUGGACGUCCUGCAGAAAGUGGAGGUGGAGUACGAGAAACUGCCUGGCUGGAAGAGUGACACCUCAGCCUGUAGGAAGUGGGAAGAUCUGCCAGGAAAAGCCCAGAACUACAUUCGCUUUGUGGAGAACCACGUUGGUGUACCCAUCAAAUGGGUUGGAGUGGGCAAGGCCAGGGAGUCUAUGAUCCAGAUGUUCUAGGACACAACAAGACCUUUGUCCUUCUUCUCUCCAUGAAGGUGAAUUGAGGUGGUAUGGCUUUAUCUUCUCUGGUCAGAUUUAUUCUGUUCUUCUGUGCAGCAGCUGCACAGACCCCAACUCCUGGACUAACAAACAGGUUCAAAUGAGAGUUUGUGCAACCACCAUGCUCUACUAUACAUGCAACCACCAUGCUCUACUAUAAAUGGUUCAAAAAAGCACAAUAACGUGAGCAAAUAAUAGUUAGAUUGAUUGUGUCACAGUAGUUCUUCUCUGUUGCAAUUUACAAACCAUGAAAUUGUCUUAGGUGAGUUCAAAUAGACCUGUUUCUGUUCCAAUAUACAGCAUUUUCGUCUUUUGUUGAAUAUUGUUUUGAUUUGAUAUUGCCGUCAUGUCAGCUAACCUACGUUAUUUAGACUUGAAUUAACAUUGGCCAAUAUCUGAUGUCUAAUAUAGUACUUGCAUGCUAGUACUACAACUGAUAUGUCAAACUAUUUUGAACAAUGCGAUGUGCAAUGGCCAGAAUGAGGUAGUUGUAUGACAUGUUGUUGUCAAGGUGGAAGUCAUGUGUCCUGAUACUCCAUGAACUGAAGUGCAAUACUGUAUUUUGUAUUUUGCUGUCCACACUAUGUUGAAAAAUCACAGGGAACCUGUUCUUUGCUUCUGUGACACAUUGGGUUAUAUAAAACAAAUGUAUUGUUGUAGCAAUUAGAGCUCGGUUUCUAUGGAUCUUUCUGCCAGUCAAAUUGAUUUUUUCCCCAGUAAUAGUAUGUCCCCCAUUGACACUGUACUGUAACAGCUAAGAAAAUGACACUGUGAUACCCCAAAAGUUUUCUAGUGCAACACUUUUACAAGUGGAAAUCUGAUAUGCAAAUAAAUCUGCUACAUCACAUACA